AUAGGAAUGGUGAUAAAAACAGUGAUGUUUAUAGUGAGACAACAAGUGGCGUGGUGUUCUUGGCACUAACACUUAGUGUUUGGUGUUGGCGUUUUGGGGGUGGCUGACAGACAGCCUCGUCUUCCUCACUACACGCAGCCCAAUUCAUCAGCUUCAUCUAUUUUGUUUCGUUACAGAUUAGACAGCAUGAGCAGAAUGAGUAUCCGAAUAUUCUCCACGUUUGUUAGACCGGUAGCAAGAGUGCGAACGUCAUUCGGGACCGCCCACCAGGGCUUGCGCACUGCUUCUCAGAGCGUAGGCAACAGCCGAGGCACAUUUCUGGCCGCUGGAGCUGGAGUUUUAGCUAUCACUGCGUUGGUAUACCAUUCUACUGCCGAUAAUGCCAUCAAACUAGACGCUGCUUCUCCAGCUGACGCUGAGAAUGGACAGGUCACUGUGAUUUCACCGCAGCCAAUGCGCCUUCGCAUGGAAGAGUACAUCCGUCUCAAGCAAAAGGAAAUCGUGUCUGCCCUGGAAGAAAUAGACGGCACCAAAUUUCGCGUCGACGAAUGGGAUCGUUCCAAUGGUGGCGGUGGUGGUCGAACCUGUGUCUUGCAAGAUGGCAACGUCCUUGAGAAAGCCGGCGUCAACAUUAGCAUCGUCCACGGAAAGCUCAACAAGAAAGCCAUCGAGGAUAUGAAACAAAAUCACGCAAGUCUUUCCCAAGUAGACGAACUGAAUUUUUACGUCCUUGGGCUCAGUAUGGUGCUGCAUCCGAAGAAUCCCAUGGCGCCAACUGUACACAUGAACGUUCGCUACUUUGAAACAACCACCAUGGACGGUAAACUCUACUCAUCCUGGUUCGGCGGCGGCAGUGAUUUAACCCCCAAUUAUUUGUUUGAAGAGGACGCUGUUCACUUUCACAAAACGCUCAAGGACGCCUGCGAUAUCCACGACAGGACCUACUACCCACGUUUCAAGAAAUGGUGUGACGAAUACUUUCAGGUCAAGCAUCGCGGUGAAUCGCGAGGAAUCGGUGGAAUCUUCUUUGACGAUUUGGAUUCAAACGCCGUCGACCCCGAAAAGGGCUUUGCUCUGGUCAAGUCCACCGCAGAUGCCUUCUUGCCAGCUUACCUGCCCAUCUUGACGCGCCGCAAGGAUCUUCCCUUUACACAAGCCGAGGAAGAAUGGAAACAUAUUCGACGGGGGAGAUAUGUAGAGUUUAAUCUCGUACAUGACCGAGGAACGGCGUUUGGGUUGCAUGUACCUGGAUCGAGAGUAGAAAGCAUCUUGAUGACGUUACCUGUUACAUCGCAGUGGACCUAUAUGCAUGAACCAGACAAAGAGAGCCGAGAGGGAGGGCUGAUGGAAGUUUUGAGGUGCCCAAAAGAGUGGGUGUCGUAGUAAAUCCAAAGUGGUAUUAACGCCUGUCCCUAUGCCCAAGGAAAACAUUAUGACACUCCUCCCACUAAUGUACAGUUUAUAUGGUGUCCGUUCUAUUUCCUUUUUCGUGCACCUCUUGCCUUCGAUUUUUUCUUGAUCCCGGAGCUUGUUAAAGCCUUUCUUAUUGUUGUCUUUGCGGAUGGUGUACCCUUGUCAUGGCUGUUUGUUUGCCGUAGUCGUCGUGGCUUUUGCCAAUCGUACCUGGCAGCAUGGAGAAACUUGUCCCGCAUUGUCCACCAGUCAUCAGGCCUCGUGGUUUGUCGCAAGUUAUAUCUAUAACUGCUGAUACCAAGAAAGCGUUUCCAAACCAGCUGAUUCGGAUGUUCCUCAUUCCAGUCAUCCAUGAGCCUAUCGAAUGACCAAAAGUCUUUGGUGCACAGCUCGUAUGUGAAACUGUUUACUUUCCCAUCGAUUCGGAGAUCUCUAUGUGGUACUGUGUUUGCCUGGCUAAGGUCGAUUAGCACACCGUUCAUGUAAUUGCCAGCUCGUAGAUCGUAUAUCACGAUGCCCAAGUUAUUGAUCUUCAACACGUUUCGGCGCAUAGCAGGUAUAUCACGAAAUGAGAACGGCGGUGAAUCAAUCGGUAGCAGAUCCUUCACAAUAGCGUACAAUGGGUCGUGCUUAUUAGUUUCACGCCGAUGGAACACGGUGCCGUAUGGAUCGAGCUCCUCUUCCUGCGCCUUGGGUAUGACGACGUAUCCGUGGCAAGGCAGAGCCAAGCCCUCAUUCCCAGUUUCCUUCAGACGACCAUAUGCGCGACAUUCCGCAUAAAACGGGUGGCUUUCGUAAAUGAGAUCCUGAACAUUGGCCGGUCGCUCCGUCAGAAGCGUGGGGUCCACGAGCUCACGUAUGCGCCAGAAGCAAAACUAACGAGAUGUGUGAGCAGAGUAAACAGAUGGGCAUGCAACGCAGGGUAUUACGUACAAUUUUCAAUGCGUACAUUUUGCCUUCUAUUUGGGCUCGAUACACCGUAGAAUGCAAUCCGCUACCCAGUCGCUCAUAAAUCUCUAUAUGCGCGUUUGCUGUGUCCCGGAACUGGAACGGCGCCAACUUGGGGCCAUGGUACCACGGCAGCGGGCGGUUUGGUGUAUGAUUUGGAUUGGAAGUCAUAAAAGUUAAAAAGAAAGAGAUCUUUCCCACUAGAUAAAUGCCGACACAUGCGGAUUUAAGCUUGUAGUGUUUGCUGAGAUUUGAUGUCGAUAGCCGCCAUUUGAUGAUGUUAGGGGACAAGGUGGGUGAGACGCGUCUCGUCGUGUCGUCUAUACGCCAACUCGAACCUACUAUAGCCAUCCGGCAAUGUCA
[Torrubiella] hemipterigena is the source of this 2724-nucleotide messenger RNA. The record is from the annotation of a GenBank genome assembly. Lineage: Eukaryota; Fungi; Ascomycota; Sordariomycetes; Hypocreales; Clavicipitaceae.